AUGGAUAUUCUAUCGCGUCAGUACGGGAGUGACGAGGAGGGAGGGGAGGAUUCUCCGCGAGAGAAAUCUACGAUAACAGCUUCUCCGCCUCGGGAAAAGCAGGCUUUUGGUACCAAUACUGGUGCAACCCUAACCGGUUCUGCUGGGGUUACUGCAAGCAAGUCAGCGUCACGAAUUGCUCAGGAAAACGACGAUAACGAUAGCGACGAUGACAAUAUGGCGUACAGGUUUCUCGCUCCCCCUAGUUCGGCCGCUCCGCCAGUGAGCGACGCUUUACUCGCUGCUGUACCACGCGAUAUUAUGACAGCUCCCAUCGACCCGUCGAAGCGGAAUUUACAAUUUAAUCCAACUUACGAUCAACUGUGGACUCCUGUAGUGGGACCCGCGCAUCCUCAUAACGCGGACGGCCGCGCGUUAGGGUUGCGAAACCACCGGCUGGGAUCCGUCCAAGACGCGUCGGUGGACUCUUUUGUCUUCGAUGAACAGUACCACACGUUUCAGGCGUACGGCUACAGUGUUGACCCCGCAAGUGUAAACGGGACCGAGGUCGUGGGUGAUAAAGAAGCGGUUGACACUAAGGCGGGUGCUACAGUGUACAAUGUGUCUAAACAGGAGCGGGAAAAGCGGGCUAUGGCGGUGAAAGAGGAGGAGAGGAGGAAAAAGGCGGAGGAGAAGCAGAGGAAGGAGGAGGAGAGGAAGAGGAAGGAAGAGAAGAAGAGGAGGAAGGAGGAGGAGAGAGCGAAGAAGGAAGAGAGGAAGAGGAAGAAGGAGGAAGAGAAAGCGAGAAAGGCUGCAAAGAAGAAGCGGAAGGGGGAAGGUGAUGUGGGGGCGGAGGUGGGAGCGGAAGGGGAGGAGGGAGCAGGAGGAGAGGGGGAGGGGGAGGGGGAAGGGGAGGGGAAGAAGCGAGGGCGGCAAGGGAAGGGUGUUAAAGAGGAGGAGGGUGAGGAAAGGGCAAAGAAGAGCAGGGAGGAGGAGAGAGAAGAGGAGGAGGCAGAAGAGGAAGAAGAGGAGAGUGAGGAGGAGGAAGAGGAGGAAGAGAGCGAAGAAGAGGAGGAGGAGGAAGAAGAGAGUGAAGAAGAGGAGGAGGAGGAAGAGGAGGCUCCAGAAGCGGAACUAGCCAAUCCGGCGUCAGAAUCAUGGCUCCUCAAAAGCUCCAAAUCCCCCUGGGCAGGCAAAAAAGAGGAACCCAAGGCUGAGCUGACCGAGGAGCAAAAAAAAUACGCGGAGGAGCACGCUUUGAAAAAAGCCAAGAAGGAGAGAGGAGACAAGGAGGAGGUGGAAGAAAAGAGCACGUUCCAUGGGAAGCAGGAGAAGGACUAUCAGGGUCGCUCGUGGAUUGCACCGCCUAAAGACGCCCUUAAUCCCGUGCCGCCCACGCAUUGCUAUAUUCCGAAGCGGUGGAUUCACACGUGGAGCGGGCAUACUAAGGGCGUCAGUGCUAUCCGGUUCUUCCCCAAGUACGGCCAUCUACUGCUGUCUGCAUCAAUGGACACCAAGAUCAAGAUCUGGGACGUGCCCAACACGCAGAAGUGCAUGCGCACCUACAUGGGUCACUCCAAGGCGGUUCGAGACAUUUGCUUUGCGAACGACGGGCUGAAAUUCGUCUCGUGCGGUUACGACCGUAACAUCAAGCUCUGGGACACCGAGACCGGGCAGGUCACGGGGACGUUUUCCACGGGUAAAAUACCCUACGUGGUGAAAUUACACCCCGACGACGACAAGCAGAACAUUCUGCUGGCGGGGAUGAGCGACAAGAAGAUCAUGCAGUGGGACACGCGGUCAGGGGAAAUUACCCAGGAAUAUGACCAACAUUUGGGUGCAGUCAAUACGAUUACGUUUCUGGAUGACAACAGGCGGUUUGUAACGAGCAGCGACGACAAAUCGUUGCGCGUGUGGGAGUUUGGUAUUCCCGUUGUCGUCAAGUAUAUCAGUGAGCCGCACAUGCACUCUAUGCCAGCCAUAGCAGUGCAUCCCAACAAGGCGUGGGUGGCAGCUCAAUCCCUGGACAACCAGAUCAUCGUAUACGGUGCUAAGGACCGGUUCCGGCUCAACAGGAAGAAGCGUUUCGCAGGCCACAUCAUUGCAGGAUACGCCUGCCAGGUGAACUUUUCCCCGGAUGGCCGGUUCAUAAUGUCAGGGGACGGAGAGGGCAAGCUGUGGUUUUGGGACUGGAAGACAUGCAAGGUGUUCCGCACAGUCAAGUGCCACGACUCGGUGUGCAUCGGGUGUGAAUGGCACCCCCUGGAGACCAGCAAGGUGGCCACGUGCGGCUGGGAUGGGCUCAUCAAAUACUGGUUCGGCUUGGAGCAGGAAUACACUCUCCUCAAGAAGGACGUCAAGUGGCCCCUCGGCUGGCCCACCGGCGGCUACCCCGCUCCGCAAGGGCCGUACUACUGCGGCACGGGCGCGGACAAGGCGUGGGGUCGCGACAUUGUCGACGCGCAUUACAAGGCGUGCCUGUACGCGGGGAUUAACAUCAGCGGCAUUAACGCGGAGGUGAUGCCGGGCCAGUGGGAGUUCCAGGUGGGCCCCUGCACGGGUAUCGAGGCGGGCGAUCACCUGUGGAUGGCGCGGUAUUUGUUGGAGAGAGUGACGGAGAUGGCAGACGUGGUGCUUUCGCUGGAUCCCAAGCCGAUCGAGGGCGACUGGAAUGGCGCCGGCUGCCAUACCAACUACAGCACCAAGGCAAUGCGCGAGGAGGGCGGGUACGAUCUGAUCGUGAAGGCGAUCGAGAAGCUGGGGCUGAAGCACAAGGAGCAUAUCGCGGCGUACGGCGAGGGCAACGAGCGCCGCCUCACGGGCAAGCACGAGACGGCCGACAUGAACACCUUCUCCUGGGGUGUGGCCAACCGUGGCUGCUCGGUCCGUGUGGGUCGCGACACAGAGGCGCAGAAGAAGGGUUACUUCGAGGACAGGCGGCCAUCGUCUAACAUGGACCCAUACAUUGUCACGGGCAAGAUUGCAGAGACCACCAUCCUGUGGGAGCCUACUGGCACAGCAGCAGCAUGGGGGUUGGCCCUAGUGGGUGUUGAGGCAGAUACAGCAGCAGAAGGGGGGCGGGUCCCUAGGGCUGUGCUACUGGUAGCCGAGGGGCUUGACACACCCGCCCUCGCCCCUUCUGCAGAUGCAGCCACUGCUCCAGGCGUUGAGACAGGCACUGCAGAAGCAGGCGAAGGGCGGGCCCCUAGAGUCAUGCUACUGGCAGCAGAGGGCCCUGACACACCCGCUGCCCUCGCCCCUGCUGCAGAUGCAGGCACGGUGGCAGGCACUGUUCCAAGCGCUGAUGCAGGGACUGCAGUGGCCACUGCUGCAGGUACGAUUGCAGGCACGGUUGCAGGUACGGUUGCAGGUACGGCUGCAGGCACGGUUGCUGGCACAGUUGCAGGCACGGUUGCAGGCACGGUCGCAGGCACGGUGGCAGGUACGAUUGCAGGCACGGUGGCAGGUACGGUUGCAGGUACGGCUGCAGGCACGGUUGCUGGCACGGUUGCAGGCACGGUUGCAGGCACGGUUGCAGGCACGGUGGCACGUAGGGUUGCAGGCACGGUGGCAGGUACGGUUGCAGGCACGGCUGCAGGUACGGUUGCAGGCACGGUUGCAGGCACAGCUGCAGGCACGGUUGCAGGCACGGCUGCUGGCACGGUUGCAGGCACGGCUGCAGGCACGGUAGCAGGCACGGCUGCUGGCAUUGUCCCUCGUAGAGACACUGUGCUCCUCACCCCUUGGCUGCUCACUGGCUGA
Closterium sp. NIES-65 is the source of this 3741-nucleotide messenger RNA. The record is from the annotation of a GenBank genome assembly. Lineage: Eukaryota; Viridiplantae; Streptophyta; Zygnematophyceae; Desmidiales; Closteriaceae.